AUGACGAAAGGCCUCUGCCUGCAUCCUGAUUGGACGGUAGCAGGUAGCUGCGACACUUUGGAAAGUGAUAGUGACAGUGGCUGGGGGUCCGUGCCCCUGGCUGAGCCUCCCCCCAGCCCAGGAGCCAUGUCCUGGGGGCUGCUCCUGGCGCUCUGUGGGGGGCUCCUGGCUCCAACCAUGGCUGGCGGACGCCACAGCCUGGCCGUGCUAGUCACAAUAGUCAUUGACAAAGACUGGGCCCAUCACUACUUCAUGAUCGCCCAGCUGGAUGACAUUAAGAUCCUGUACUACAGCAGUGACACACGAGAAGUUAGAACCACCAAGGAGUGGGCUGCACAGGCCUUGGGCGCUGAGUUUUUCCAGAAUAAGACCCAGGAGUUCUGGACAUAUGAUGAGGAUUCUAAAGGGGGUAUGAGGAGGUUGAUGCAGCAGCACAAUCAGACGGGCGGUGUUCACACUGAGCAGAUUCAUGUAGGCUGUGCCCUGAGCAACCAGGCCCCUGUGGACCCAAGGUUCCAAUACGCCUAUGACGGGGGGGACUUCAUCAGCUUUGACAACCAGACGGGAACUUGGGUCGCGGCCGUGCAGCCGGCCUUCCUCCAGAAGCAGCUCUGGGAGACAGGCAAGACCUGGACUCAGUACGUCCAGUGGUGCCUUCAGCACGAGUGCAUGGGGACCCUGCGGAUCCUGUUGCAGCAUGGAACACACUGUCUCCCUCCAGUGCCCCCCAUCGUCUCAGCUUUCCGCAGAGACUCCCCUGAUGGCUCCAUCACCCUCUCCUGCCAUGCCAGGGGCUUUUACCCGCGUCCCAUCCACAUCUCCUGGGUGCGGGACGGAGAAGACAUCCUGGCGGAGAUGGACUCCAGCGGGAUCCUGCCCUAUGCUGACAGCACCUACUACAGGCAGUCGUCCCUGGAGAUCUCCCCACAACAGGAGGACGGGCACCGCUAUGCCUGCCGGGUGGAGCACAGCAGCCUGCCGGAGCCCACGCUCGUUUGGGCCCCUGGGAAGAAGGGCACCCUGCCUCCUGGGGCUGUGGCCGCCAUCGUCCUGGCUCUGGCUGGAGCCGUAGGGGCCAGCGUCAUCCUGUGGAAGAGAAAAUCAGCAG
Molecule: messenger RNA, 1108 nt
Organism: Terrapene triunguis (Three-toed box turtle)
Lineage: Eukaryota; Metazoa; Chordata; Testudines; Emydidae
Product: class I histocompatibility antigen, F10 alpha chain-like
Exons: 5
Biological process (GO): immune response
Cellular component (GO): external side of plasma membrane
Source: RefSeq, a predicted model, not a curated record